AAACUGAUCCCCUUGAUUGAUGCUUCCAAGUCAGGAAUAAAAAUUAAAAAAAAAAAAAAACAGCCUUCAGUGUCAGGAGAAAGUGUUCAGGGAUGAUGGCUUUCUUUCGUCAAGGUGCACUGCUUCUGAGCCUGGCAGCUGCCGUGUCAGUGUAUGCAGACAUGAAGCUGGACUGCGGGCCUGAUUCCAUGACUCUGGUGUGGACGGAGAGCAGAGCCCAAGCUGACACCUCGCUGUUCCGGCUGGGUAGCUGCUUGCCAACCAGCGUCUCGGCCAGGGAGGCUGUCUUCAGCGUGGACAUCGACGACUGUAACUUCAGUAGGAUGGUUACUGGGAACCAUCUCAUGUACACCAAUGAUCUGACCUACGUUUCCUCUCCUGAUUCUUCCUUCACACUUCCGGUUGUCUGUGCAUAUGAGAGGCCCAAAGACUGGUACCCUCUGAUUUAUGACCCGGUGUUUGACACAUACGGUCAAGGAAGUCUGGUGUUUCAUGUUGGACUCAUGAAUGGUGACUUCUCAGGCCCUGCUGAAUCUACUAGUUUCCCUCUGGGCUCCUUCAUCCCCAUCAUGGCCAGUGUGGCGCAGAAGACCCAUCAGCCCUUGCUGCUCCUUCUUGAGGAGUGUGUAGCGGCUACCACACCAGAGCUGCGGCCUGAGAGCAGUGUUUACCCAAUAAUCACCAAUAAGGGAUGUCUCGUGGACAGCAUGAUAUCGCGUUCAAGAUUUGAACCGAGGCAAAAAUCAUCUGAGAUCCAUCUGUCCCUUCAGGCCUUUAGGUUUGCUCUUGGAGAAGAGGUGUUCAUCCACUGCAAACUGGUAGCUUGGGAUCCCUUUGGUCUUGACAGCACAAAGAAGGCCUGCCACUAUGACACAGAGCAUGGUUGGGAGCUUCUGGACAAUGCUGCAUAUAGCAAUCUUUGCGACUGCUGUGAAUCCACCUGCAAGUCCAGGUGGAUGAGGAGUACAGCGUCAGGGAAGCAUGGAAUAGUACACAAUGCAGUCCUCGGGCCCCUUACCAUCACUGUGACCUGAGAUCCUCCAGGAAUGGGUCCAUCUUACAGACUGAUUCUUCCAUCUGAUUUGGGUUUUUAUUCUUGGUUUUCAAGCUUACUGCCUGUCUCUGCAUUUCAGAUUGUAAUCUGGCCAUUAAAGAUGUAUCCAAGACUUGAA
Acanthopagrus latus (yellowfin seabream) is the source of this 1172-nucleotide messenger RNA. RefSeq lists its product as uncharacterized. The transcript is spliced from 10 exons. The record is from RefSeq and is a predicted model, not a curated record. Gene Ontology annotation, molecular function: acrosin binding. Gene Ontology annotation, cellular component: extracellular matrix. NCBI's taxonomy places the organism in Eukaryota, Metazoa, Chordata, Actinopteri, Spariformes, Sparidae. Gene Ontology annotation, biological process: egg coat formation; positive regulation of acrosome reaction; binding of sperm to zona pellucida. Bases 93 to 1034 code for a protein of 313 amino acids.